AUGGUGGCUUUAGACAGGAAGAGAAAGGCAGCCACGGCCAAUGGACUGGCCAAGAGACAAAAAUCGACUUCUUCACGUGUUUUACAUUCGAAGAACAAGCUUCCGGAUGUGGUGGAGAUCGUAGCUGGUAAAACAGAACCAUUGGACAUAUUUGUUUGGGGUACAGGUUCUAUGUGUGAACUUGGAUUAGGACCCAGUGCUAAGACCAAGGAAGUCAAGAGACCCCGGUUGAAUCCGUUUUUAACCGAAGAAAAGUUGGGUAAAGGUAUUAAAAUAGUUGAUUUUGCUGCUGGAGGUAUGCAUUCCUUGGCUUUAGACAGUGCUAAUAGAUUAUGGUCAUGGGGAGGAAAUGAUAGUGGUGUUUUGGGUAGAGAUACAUCCAAAGCCAAAGAGGUUUUAAAGUCAAUGGAUGCUGGUGACGAAGACUCUGAUGAUGAAGAUGGUGAUUUGAAUGAAGCUGAAUCUACACCUGGUUUGGUUGAGAACCUUCCUAACACCGAAGAUGGAGGAGCUAAAAUUGUUCAAGUGGUAGCCACAGAUAAUUUGAGUGCAGUCUUAUAUGAUAAUGGAGAAGUUUACGCUUGGGGAUGUUUCAGAUGCAAUGAAGGGUUAUUGGGCUUUUUAAGACAGGAAAUCUCAUUACAGAAAACACCAUACAAAGUGAAGGAGCUUAGUAACAUUGCACAAUUAGCGGGCGGUAAGGACCAUUUAUUAGCCUUGGAUAAGAAGGGAAUUUUAUAUGCUUGGGGUAAUGGGCAGCAAUUCCAAUUGGGCCGUCGAGUAUUGGAAAGACACAGAUACAGAACACUUGAACCUCAACAAUUUGGGUUAUAUAAUAUCAAGUAUAUUGCCAGUGGAGAUUUCCAUUGUUUUGCUAUUGACGUCGAAGGCAAGGUAUUUGCCUGGGGGUUGAACCAAUUUGGACAAUGUGCCUUGACUGAUAUCAAUGGAGAACUAGAAGAUGGAUCUUUGAUUACCAAACCUACAGAGAUCCCAGCGUUAUCGGAGUUAAGUAUCACCGAAAUCAGUGCCGGUGAACAUCAUACAUUAGCCUUAACAUCCGAAGGGGAUGUCUAUUCUUGGGGUAGAUAUGAUAUGAAGGAGAUUGGGAUCCCAAAGGAGAACCUCCCUCCAUCUACUUUUAAAGACGCUCAUGGAGUUGCCAGAUCUGUUCCUACACCUACUAAGCUUCAAUUCGGUGCUAAGGCCGAUAAUGGAGUUAAGAUCAAAACGAUUGCUGCUGGUUCGCAUCAUUCAUUUGCAGUUACAGAUGAUGGGUUUGUAUAUGCUUGGGGGUUUGCCGAUACGUAUGCUCCAGGGUUAGGACCCUUGGACGAAGAUGUAGAAAAGCCUACUAGAAUCGUGAACACUGCCACUAAGAACCACACCAUCCAAUUAAUUGGGGCUGGAGGUCAAUUCUCAAUUUCGGGAGGUAUCAAAAUUGAAGACGAAGAUGUCGCAGAAGACAGAAUCGAUAAAUAUGACGACAUUGAUGGACAAUAA
Lizanozyma spartinae is the source of this 1503-nucleotide messenger RNA. RefSeq names its product Ran guanyl-nucleotide exchange factor (gene RCC1). Gene Ontology annotation, cellular component: cytoplasm. Lineage: Eukaryota; Fungi; Ascomycota; Pichiomycetes; Serinales; Debaryomycetaceae. Gene Ontology annotation, molecular function: guanyl-nucleotide exchange factor activity. Bases 1 to 1503 code for a protein of 500 amino acids. The record is from RefSeq and is a predicted model, not a curated record. The transcript has a single exon.